AUGUUGCCAAAGGCAUACCUGCGGAGUCUUCUGAGUUUAGAAGGUGGGAAGUCAGAAGACUCCAAGAGUGUUGUCCUUCCUUGUUUGCCCUACAGGAAUUUCUAAGAGCUGUAUGUCUCUCUGAUCAAGUGCCAAGGAGAUAAGUUUUCAUUUUCUCAAAGAAAAGGCUAAAAGUUGUAGCCAGUGGUAUUUACCAUCAUGGAGACCAAGAGCCAUAACAACCCUCAGGGGAGACCCACACCCUCCAGCAAUGGGAGGGUUUCCAUGAAAGACAAUUAUUUGUUGAUUGAAGCUGUUAAAAAAGGCUAUAUGGAGCAGGUCCAGCAAUUGCUGGAAGGAGGAGCUGAUGUCAAUUUCCAGGAAGAGGAAGGAGGCUGGGCACCUUUGCAUAAUGCGGUGCAGACUUACAGGGAGGGCCUUGUGGAGCUUCUGCUUCAUCAUGGCGCUGACCCUUGCCUGAGGAAGAGGAAUGGGGCCACUCCCUUCAUCGUGGCUGGGAUCAUGGGAAAUGUGAAGCUGCUCCAACUUUUCCUUUCUAAAGGAGCAGAUGUCAAUGAGUGUGAUUCUAAUGGCUUCACAGCUUUCAUGGAAGCUGCUGGGACGGGUCACGUGGAAGCAUUAAGAUUCUUGUAUGAGAAUGGAGCAACGGUGAAUUUGAGGCGAAAGGCAAAGGAGGAUCAAGAGAGGCUUAGGAAGGGAGGGGCCACAGCUCUCAUGGAUGCUGCUGCAAACGGACAUGUAGAGGUCUUGAAGAUCCUCCUUGAUGAGAUGGGGGCAGAUGUCAAUGUCCGUGACAAUAUGGGCAGAAAUGCUUUGUUCCAUGCUCUUCGGAACUCGGAUAAUAGUAAUGUGGAGGUCAUUACUCGCCUUCUGCUGGACCAUGAGGCUGAUGUCAAUGUGAGAGGAGAAGAAGGGAAGACGCCCCUGAUCCUGGCAGUGGAAAAGAAGCACUUGGGUCUGGUGUCGAUGCUUCUGGAACAAGAACGUAUAGAGAUUAAUGACACAGACCGUGAGGGCAAAACAGCACUGCUGUUUGCUGUCCAACUCAAACUGAAGAAAAUUGCCCAGUUGCUGUGCAACAAAGGAGCCAGCACAGAUUGUGGGGAUCUUGUUAUGAUAGCGAGGCGUAAUUACGACAGUUCCCUUGUAGACUUUCUUCUCCGUCAUGGAGCCAGUGAAGAUUUUCACCCUCCUGCUGAUGACUGGGAGCCUCAGAGCUCACGUUGGGGGACAGCCCUGAAACAUCUCCACAGGAUGUACCGCCCUAUGAUUGGCAAACUCAAGAUCUUUAUUGAUGAAGAAUAUAAAAUUGCUGACACUUCUGAAGGGGGCAUCUACCUGGGGUUCUAUGAGGAGCAAGAGGUAGCUGUGAAGCGAUUCUAUGAAGGCAGCGCACGUGGACAAAGGGAGGUCUCCUGUCUGCAGAGCAGCCGAGUCCGCAGUAGCUUGGUGACAUUCUACGGGUGUGAGAGCCACAGCGGCUGUCUGUACGUGUGCCUUGCCCUCUGUGAGUGGACACUGGAGGAGCUCUUGGCCCAUCACAGAGAAGAGGCUGUGGAAAAUGAGGAAGGUGAAUUUGCCCGAAACGUCCUCUUAUCUAUAUUUAAGGCUGUCGAAGAACUCCACCAUUCGUGUGGAUACUCUCACCAGGAUCUGCGGCCACAAAACAUCUUAAUAGAUUCCAAGAAAGCUGUUUGCCUGGCAGAUUUUGAUAAAAGUAUCAAGCUGUCUGGAGAGCCACAGGAAAUCAAGAGAGAUCUGGAGGCCCUUGGACUGCUGGUCCUAUAUGUGGUAAGGAAGGGAGACACCCCUUUUGAGAAGCUGAAGACUAAGAGUAAUGAAGAGGUGAUUCAACUUUCUCCAGAUGAGGAUGCUCGGGACCUCAUUUGUCAACUGUUGGACCCUGGGAAAAAUGUGAAGGACCAUCUGAGUGGCCUGCUGGGUCAUCCCUUCUUUUGGAGUUGGGAGAGCCGCUAUAGGACUCUUAGGAAUAUAGGAAAUGAAUCCGACAUCAAAACGCGAAAAGCUAAGAGUAACAUCCUCCAACUACUCGAACUUGGAAAGUCUGAACAUUCCAGAAGUUUUGUCCAGUGGACUAGUAAGAUUGACAGCUGUGUUAUGCGACAGAUGAAUAAAUUUUAUGAAAAAAAUGGCAAUUUCUAUCAGAACACAGUGGGUGAUCUGCUAAAGUUCAUCCGGAAUUUGGGAGAACACAUUGAUGAGGAAAAGAAUAAAGAGAUGAAGUCGAAAAUUGGAAUACCUUCCCAGUAUUUUCAGAAGAAGUUUCCUGAUCUGGUCAUCUAUGUCUAUACAAAACUACAGAACACAGAAUACAGAAAGCAUUUUCCAAACACACAAUCCAAAUAAGCCUUGGUGUGAUGGAGGCAGAGGUGUCCAGCACCUGAGUGUGGCUGAGUGCUGACCGAGCCUUGUAUAAUCCUGGGCAAUUCACAACUCUCUGGGCCUCUUAACUAACCUGGUUGCUUGUAAGGAAUGAGUUGAAUGGCUGAUAUGUCAGUUCCUGGUACAAUGGUUGGCGUUUCCCACAUGUUUAUGACAAAAAAAGUAUAUGCUCCAAUUACCCUAGUUCUUUUUAAGGGUAAAACUUAGUGGCGGGAGCUGGAAGUGCAUUCUGCCGAUUCCUCUUGUCAAUUGCACCAAAGGAGUGGGUGCCUAGACCUCUAAGGCUAUAUGUUUCACAUCAGUUAUCUCAUGUAAUUCUCACAAUGACCGUGCAAGAUAGGGUUGAUGUCCCCAUAUAAGAACUGACAAACCUGAGACUCAGAGAGUUUGAACUACUUGCCCAAGAUCAUACAACCUGUACAGAGCACUGUGUAAAGGGAUGUGGUGGUAUUGUUACCUCUUACUUGGGCACCUUAAAACUUAGUUACUAUCCCAGGGCUCUUCUGGAUGAGACCCAAAAGGAAUGCCAAAGGGGCUCUGGGUGGCUCAUUCAUUUAUUCAUUCAAUAUUUGUUGAGCAUGUAAUACUUGUAUGAAUUCCAUUCCUUCUAGAACCACUUGCACUGGUUUUCUAUGACCUUAAGGCAAUAGUUCUUAACUGUGGGCAGUUUUGCCCCUCAGGGCCAUUUGGUAGUGUCUGGAGAUGUUUCUGGUUGUCAAAGCUGGGAGGUAGGGGGUUGUUACUGGCAUCUAGUAGGUAGAGGUCAGGGAUGCUGCCAAACAUUCUACAAUGCCCAGGAUAGCACAUACCCUGCACCUCCCGAAUUAUCCAGCCUAAAAUAUCAGUGGUACUGAGGUUGAGAAACUCUGCCUUGAGAGGCUGGGACUCUUUUGAACUGGCUUGGGGCCCGGGACCCUGGAGUGUGCGGACCAUCUCAUGGAGGAGUGACUCAGAUUUGUUUUCUUGCUUUUGGAUCUGUAGUGAGACAGUUCCAGUGUCACCUCCUCAGGAAUUGAUCUGACCACUCUCACUUUCCACACCCCAGUGUGAGUCCUCUUUCUGGCUCCCUAGCACCCCUAGCCACAUCAGAGCACGCCUCUCUCCACCUUGAGUGUGCUUUUUUCCCACUGGAAUCUAAGCUCCUGAGGGCCAAUAAUAUAUAUUUUUUUGAUUUGUGUCAUUACUGCCUAGUAAAUUGUCUGCCCCACGGUAAUGUUCAAUAAAUAUUCAUUGAAUAAUAAAUGAACCAUCUUCAUAGAUGAGUAAUAAUGGUACCUUAUAUUUUCAUGGUCAUUUAUAAUUUAUAAAUUACACCUGCGUAUCUCUUUUAGUUUUAAAAACAAUCCCGUAAGGUGUGUGUCAUCAUCCUCAUUUUGCAGAUGAGGAAACUAAGGUUAGAGACAUGUUGGUUGACUCUAAUACAUAACUAGGAGGUGUCACUCUCUUGAUUUGAACAGAUUUUUUGGGCUUAAGUCUAAUGUUCUUUCCAUUACCCUCACUGUGGUGGUUAAGGUGGAGCUUUGUAAUGGGAA
Molecule: messenger RNA, 3935 nt
Organism: Equus caballus (horse)
Lineage: Eukaryota; Metazoa; Chordata; Mammalia; Perissodactyla; Equidae
Gene: RNASEL
Product: ribonuclease L
Biological process (GO): negative regulation of viral genome replication; protein phosphorylation; mRNA processing
Molecular function (GO): protein binding; RNA nuclease activity; RNA binding
Source: RefSeq, marked provisional